UACCAAGCUCGCGCGGACGGAAGACGUGAUAUUGAUUACAGAUCCGACUCUGUAUAAAUUAAGUGCUAAUGUGAAGAGCCCUAGUCAUUGUAAACACAACUUUCAAUUUCAAUAGAAAGGAGGAAGUCAGUCAAUACGGGUGUCUGCGGCUAUGGAUUCGAUCAAGCCUUUAGCCCCGAGCCGCAGGGUUUCCAAGUCCAAACACAGGAAACAAUGGAAGAACAGAGAGAGGAGGGAAACGAUGGAACGAUUGAAAACAGAUAUGGUAGAGAUCGGUGAGGGACAAAAACGCAUAAGAGAAGGGCAACGAGAAAUAAGACAAAAGUUUGAAGAGAUAGAAUCUGAAUGCCGCAGCCUCAAAGAGGAGACGAUGAACAUAGCCAAGCAGAGUGAUUACAACCAAACCAGGAUCAACCUAAUGUUUAGCAUCUUGAAAGCCCGUGAAGACAACAACUUUGCCCAUGCUGAUCACCUUACUGGGCUCCUCCGCGAGGAAAUGGAAAAGCAGGAACAAGGGAAGGCAGGCCUGGUUGGCUGACUAAUGAUCAUGGAGAACAAGGAGCAGUUUGCCUUUGCAGUCACUCCUGAUAGUCUUUUCUUAUUAAAAUGAAAUCAUCAGUCCUAAAUCUAGAUAUGUAUUGGCAUUAGUCUUCCCUUAAUAUCUUUCUUCCUUUGAUGAAGUUUCCAUUUGAUAAAGGAUUUGCGUUCUCUGUUCCGAGUUGAA
Populus trichocarpa (black cottonwood) is the source of this 724-nucleotide messenger RNA. RefSeq lists its product as uncharacterized. The transcript has 3 exons. The record is from RefSeq and is a predicted model, not a curated record. NCBI's taxonomy places the organism in Eukaryota, Viridiplantae, Streptophyta, Magnoliopsida, Malpighiales, Salicaceae. Bases 152 to 538 code for a protein of 128 amino acids.